Lathyrus sativus (Indian pea) is the source of this 1311-nucleotide messenger RNA. The record is from the annotation of a GenBank genome assembly. NCBI's taxonomy places the organism in Eukaryota, Viridiplantae, Streptophyta, Magnoliopsida, Fabales, Fabaceae.
AUGCUCCGAGCAACUGCAUUUCCGGCACCGAACAAUUCCGUGGCGGCUCUCUCUGCAAAGCACACGUGUCCUUAUCUUGAACCCACUCGUGUCAUUUGUCCUCGUUCUUCUUUCGCUUCGAGUUUCAACCUCCUACAAUCCCGGCAACUUCCCGUGAAGUGUUUUGGCGCCGUACGCGGUGGUCGUGGAUUUGUCCUGGCGGCAGCGAAGAAGCAAGGUAGUGGAAGCGUGAACCUAGUUGAAAUUGAGAGGGAUUUCGACGACGAAAAUGACGAGGAUGUUAGUUUCGAAUAUGAUGAAGAGGACGAAGAAGAUGUUGCUGCUGCUGCUGAUGAUAAUGAUGAUGUGGAAGAAGAGAUAGGUGCGUCUGAUGCGAUGAGAAAAUGGUUUGAGAAGAAGCCGAAGGGGUUUGGUGAAGGGAAAGUGUAUGACACUUCAAUUGAAGAUAAGAUGCUUGAAGAAUUGCAGCGAAGUAAACGAGCACAAGCUGCUAAUUUGAAAAAGCUUAAAACUAAUCCUAUCAACAAUGCCUCCAAAAAUGAUGCUCAGAAGAAGAAAGAUGAAAAGGCUGUUCCUAUCCGAAGCCAAGUGCGUUUGGUGAAUCUACCAAAGAAAAGGAAAAUUGAUAGGGAUUUGAAAUCAGCUUUUCAAGGGAUUCCGGGUAUAGUAAAUAUAGUCCCUGCUGUUAUUGGAAACAAGAAGACAAGGGAUCCUAUCUGUAAGGGUUUUGCUUUUGUUGAUUUCAAGCAUGAAGGAGAUGCAGUUAGGUUUGUAGAGUUAUACACCGGACAAACUAUUACAUUUGGCAAAAUUCAAAAGCAGAUAAAAUGCGAGCUUGUAAAUGCACAGUCUUCCUCUUCUUCUCUGGAAUUAAGAAAAAAUCACAACACUGCUCUACCUCUGUUACCCUCCUUUGAAGAUGAUUCAAAUGAGGAUUCUUAUAUGGAUGAUUCUGCCCUAGGUACCUGGGAAGAAACCGAUUUAGAUAAUACAGAUGAUCAAAGGGAAAGUGAUGGGGAGAAUGAAGAGCUUGUCACUGCUUUGAAGUUGGAUAGUGAUGACAGAGUAGAAAUGGUAAAUAAUUCUGAAAUCAAUUCACUUCCCUCAAAGCAGGUUGGUGGAAAGAAGAAAGCAUCUGACAAAGUUGGACAAAAAAAUGCUCCUAAGCAAAAACCUACAAAAGAGAAUGCAAAAAAGGUUUUAGAUAUUCCUGGAUCUGCGAAAAGGUUAAAGAUCAAGGAAAAGGCUGUAUUGGGUGGCGUUUUCUCCAAGUACGGAUCAAAAACUGCCCUUGUUUCAAAGGAUAAUUAG